AUGGCCGACCAGCGUCCGCAGUACUAUAACAACACCCUGUCUCGAGUGGACAUCAAUGCAACCACGUUGGCUGACUGUCUCAAACAAUUCCGUGAGGCAGUCCGCAAAGGUUCGGCAUUGAUCCAUGAGAACAGCCCGGUGCCGGACAAGUGGAAUACGGCGGGUUUCUUCAAGGGAUUUCCGGGUAAGGGACUGAUUGACCAACCUGAACCACCCGAUAAGUCUGACGGCCCAUUUGCAGGAGUUGCUCUUGGGUUUCUCCGUCUCAAUUUCCAGUCUCCCAUUUUGGCGGAUGAGAAUGGCCCUUCUCCGGAUUAUCGUCAAUGGGCCUUGCAGAGGAUACCGUCGGGUCUAUCAGAGACACCUCUAAUCCCGUCUCGACUAUCUCCCAUCGGCUCUUUGUCUCCCCUGACGGCCGUCGUUCUGCAUAUCUUAGCAGGUCUGAGCGACAAGACCAAGGACAAACCAGCCAUUUCCUCCCAGGAUUGCGCCGUCCUCGAGGAAGUUGUCAAUUUGGCCCUCCAAAACGGACCCCUCGUCCCGCACGGUGACCGAAAGAUGGGCGCUGAUGAAAUGCUCUAUGGCCGAGCAGGUAUUCUUUGGACUCUGCUAAACAUCAGAGUCCAUAACUUCGAUGAAAAGACCGAGAAGGCUCUUGCCCCUAUCUUGAACCAGAUCCCCAAGCUGAUCCAUCUGAUCAUCGAUGCCGGGCGGCAGGGCGCGAAGAAUUAUAUUGAAAAGCACGGUGAGGCGGAUGCCCAUCCGUUGAUGUAUGUCUGGCUUGAAGGGUUCUAUGGGUUUGGAGCCGUCCAUGGAAUGACCGGCAUCCUGGCCAUUCUGCUUGCAUGCAAGCCCGAGGAAUUAAAGCCUUACCUAUCUGACCUUGGAAGGACCGUCACCACUAUCUGCAAGCUCUGUAUCGCGAACAACGGCCACCUCCCCAUCCCUGGCAUGCUGGCCCUCAUGGUCGCCGCCCUGAAGAAUAGGCCAUUGGCUGAGGCUUUCUGGCAGCCUGAAUGGGACCAGGCCAUUUACGCGGUUACAGAACGCACCUGGGAGGAGGGGUUAUUGUCCAAGGGAGGCAGUCUGUGCCACGGGAUUGCUGGCAACGCCUACCCAUGGCUGUUGCUCCAUGACUGCUAUGAAGGUUCGGAGUACAUUGAUAACCCUCGACAAGCGUACCUACAGCGCGAGAAGACAGCGAGUCUCCCGGAUGUAUGUCGGACACUCACGGGGGACUUUUUCCUCUCCCGGGCGCUGGCUUUCUUGCUGCAUGCGCGCGACACCAGGCCGUACAAUACUGCGCCAGCACCAUCCGACCGAGAUUAUCGUCGGCCUGAUGAUCCGUGGUCGCUGUUUGAGGGACUUCCCGGAACGGUGUGCGCGUGGGCCGAUGCCUGUGCUGUAGUUCAGGCAAGACUGCGCCAGAUGGAACUCGGUACUGCGGUAUAUACAGAUGCUGCAUUCCGGGAGGCCAGGCGUAGUCAACUCGGAUUCCCGGGGUUGGGUGGAAAUGGCGUCAAAGGUGUAUUUUAA
Molecule: messenger RNA, 1536 nt
Organism: Penicillium lagena
Lineage: Eukaryota; Fungi; Ascomycota; Eurotiomycetes; Eurotiales; Aspergillaceae
Product: lanthionine synthetase C family protein
Exons: 4
Coding region: 1-1536 (511 amino acids)
Biological process (GO): carbohydrate metabolic process; peptide modification
Cellular component (GO): plasma membrane
Source: RefSeq, a predicted model, not a curated record